UGGAGGCUUGAGCUUCCGGAUCCUGCAAGGGCUCCCGGCGCCCCAGGGGUGGGUGGCAGGACCCUGGUUUGGGAGAAAUGGGCAUAAAGGGGGUGACUGGACUCAGGACCCCUGGGUGGUAGAGAUGCGCGGGAGUCCCAGGGAUGUCUGGCAGCCGGACUCUCGGGGCUCUUGCUGGGCUAAGACACUCUAUUGCCCAGGGAGUGGUCAUGGGGGUGCAGAAGGGCUGGGGGUACCCUAAGGAGGUCUGUGGCAGAGGGGGCCAGCUGCUGGGCCCAAGGGUCGCUGUGGAGCUCUCGAGGUGACAGGCCUGGCUGUGUCCUCCCCCAGAGCUGCCCUGUCCAGAUCAUGGACCCUGAAGUGUCCUUGCUGCUGCAGUGCCCCCCAGGGGGGCUUCGGGAGGAGCAGGUGCGGGCUGAGCUGAGCCCAGACCACGACCGUCGCCCACUGCCAGGAGGGGACGAGGCCGUCGCUGCCAUCUGGGAGAGCCGGCUACAGGCUCAGCCCUGGCUCUUUGACGCCCCCAAGUUCCGCCUGCACUCAGCCAUCUUGGCACCCACUGGCUCACAGGGACCACAACUGCUCCUGCGCCUGGGCCUGACUUCCUACCGAGACUUCCUGGGCACUAACUGGGCCAGCUCGGCUUCCUGGCUGCGACAGCAGGGGGCCGCUGACUGGGGUGACAAGCAAGCCUACCUGGCAGACCCUCUGGGGGUUGGCGCCACACUGACCACUGCAGAUAACUUCCUUGUCUUCCUGCAUCGCUCUCGGCAGGUGGCCGAGGCACCUGGGCUGGUGGAUGUGCCUGGUGGGCACCCUGAGCCUCAGGCCGUGUGCCCUGGUGACAGCCCUCUGCACAAGGACCUCCCUGGGGAGCUGGUGGUGCAUGAGCUCUUCUCCAGUGUCCUCCAGGAGAUCUGUGAUGAGGUGAACGUGCCACUGUCCACCCUGAGCCAGCCACUGCUAUUGGGCAUUGCCCGCAAUGAGACCAGUGCCGGCCGCGCCAGUGCCGAGUUCUACGUCCAGUGCAGCCUGACUUCCGAGCAGGUGAAGAAGUACUACUUGAGUGGGGGAGCCGAGGCCCACGAGUCUACCAGAAUCAUUUUUGUGGAGACACAGAGGGUAUGGAGGUUGCAGGAGACCGAAAUGUGGGUUGAGCUCUGCCCCUCGGCUAAAGGCGCUAUCUUCCUCUACAACCAAGUCCAGGGAAGUCCCACCUGAGUCGCCCUAGGGCCCUCAACCCUCGCACAACUUGGAAGACAAUAAAGGACUUUAUUCUUGGGUUCCAUUGGCAUCUGCUGUUUCCGUGAGGCAGAGAUGGACCGUUGGGAGAGACCUGGGUGGGUGAGAGACAGGACGAGUGUCUUGGGAAACAACAACAACAAAAACCCAGCCUCAGUUUUCCCCUCUGCAAACUGGGAUGAGGACCCAGUCGCCUUGCCAGGAUGUGGUGAGGGUCCGGGGUGGAAGCUCCUUUAUGAAAGAUGUCUCGCUGCUGAGUAACAGCCGUGUUCCCGGGACAGAGCGACGGAAGCUGGGUCAAAAGCCUCAGUGAGGGCAGGCAAUGUCCCUCCCGCUUCGCGGACGGGCGCCAGGAGUCUUUCCGCAGAUCCGCGGGCCUCAACCUCGUUGGGGGGCCCGAGGCGCCAGAAGCCAAUGGGUGUGCGGGGUGUGGCCUUCGACGCACUUCCGAACCUUCCGGUUCGGUGGGCGUGGCCUGGGCGUCUAAGCCAAUGAGGGCGUGGGGGCGGGGCCUGCAUAGGCACAGGAGUUUGGCGGCCACGGAAUCCCCGCCUGCCUGUCGCCAUGCUGUCCCUGUGCCUGUGCCGGUUGUGGCCCCGCAGCGCUCCCAUCCGGCUCUUCUCAGCGGCCACCGGGCAGCGGUCUGGCCCCAGGAACUACUAUGAACUGUUAGGGGUGCAUCCUGGUGCC
This is a messenger RNA of Zalophus californianus (California sea lion), 1932 nucleotides long. It is a transcript of the gene NUDT22, whose product is annotated as nudix hydrolase 22. The coding region runs from base 349 to 1221 and encodes 290 amino acids. The transcript has 7 exons. The record is from RefSeq and is a predicted model, not a curated record. NCBI's taxonomy places the organism in Eukaryota, Metazoa, Chordata, Mammalia, Carnivora, Otariidae. Gene Ontology annotation, molecular function: GDP-mannose hydrolase activity.